Messenger RNA from Oxyura jamaicensis (ruddy duck), 6036 nucleotides. Its product is annotated as thyroid adenoma-associated protein homolog. The record is from RefSeq and is a predicted model, not a curated record. NCBI's taxonomy places the organism in Eukaryota, Metazoa, Chordata, Aves, Anseriformes, Anatidae. Gene Ontology annotation, cellular component: cytosol. Gene Ontology annotation, biological process: tRNA methylation. The coding region runs from base 10 to 5634 and encodes 1874 amino acids. The transcript has 31 exons.
GGCCGCGCCAUGGGGGCCGAGCGGGAGGCGCGGGCCUGCGCCGCCUUCUACGGGGCGCUGGGGCACGGCGGGCCGGGGGGGUCCGCGCUCCGCUGCCUGCGCAGCCUCCGGCUCUUCGCCGGGAGCACCGCCAAGAGAUGCCGGGACAAGCACCUGGAGGAGGCCCUGCUGCUGGCGCGGGCGCUGAGCGAGGAGCUGCGGGCACUGGGCGAGGCGGAGGCACGGCCGCUGCUGCGCUGCGUCCUGGCUUUCCAGCUGGAGGCGAGCGGCAGCUCCAGCGCCUUCCACAAACUGGAGCAGAUCGUGACCCAGCUGGCGGUGGGCCAGGAGGCCCUGCUGUCCCAGGAGGUGGGCGCGCUGCUGGCCAGCCUGGCGCCGCACGGAGAGGUGCUGUCUCCUGAGGACCUCCAGGCAGUGUGCAUGUUCAUCGAGGAGAGCAGCUUGGGCCGGGACCACUGGCGACAGAACCUGGCCCCGCUGCUGCAGCGCCUGGCAGCCACCUUGCGCUGGGUGCUGCAGAGCCAGCUGGCACCAAGCAGCACCUGGGGCUACCUGGCCGUCAAGGCCUGCCUCCAGCUCUUCCAGGCGCUGCCGAAGGACGUGGCCCCUCUGGCAUGGAGUGCAGCAGCAAAGAGUGAAACCCUGCAGAGCAUCCUGGGGCUGCUGCUGGAGGUGGUGGCAGGGAAGGUCCCGAACAAGGACAUGCAGCUGCUGGCAGGCACUGCGCUGAGCAUGCUGGUGAACACAGCCCCGCAGCCCCAGAGCGGGGCCAGCGCCGCACUGACCCUCUUCCAGCUAACUGACCAAGGUGUAGGGGAGCUGAGGUUUGGGGAGCUGGUGGUAGAAAACCCCAGAGUCUUGGAUGCAGCUGGGCUGGAGAGGCUGGUGCUGAGCAGAGGCCUGCUGACGUGCUGCAAGGCAGACAUCCUCAGCUGUCAGCUGGACAGCCUCACCCAACAGGCGUGCCUGCUGCUGGACGUGCUCUUCCCCGCUGUACGUGCCCUGAACAAGGAGCAGAAGGACUGCCACUACUACUGCUUCCAAGUCCUGGCGCUGUGGCUGCGGCGCCUGCAGGAGAACCUGCCUGAGCUCUGGCGCCUGCGGGGGGGCCGCAUCCUGGCAGAGGACACCGAGCUGCUCCAGCAGCUCACCCAGCUGGUGUGGGACAACGCUGAGACCCCGGUGGAGGGGGUGUCCGAGUUCAUCCAGAGCUCCUUUCGACUGCUCCUGGAGAUCUACGACCUCGAGUGCCAGCACUUCAAGGACCAGGAGAGACCCCUCUAUCGACACAUGCUGCAGAGGGCGGUCUCGAUGCCGUGGCAGAUCAAGGCCAGAUACGUGCCCCUGUGUGCCAUCGUCCCCUACGUGGGCAGCCAGCAGGUGCUGAACACGUACCUGGACCUGCCGCAGCACCUCCUGAACUGCUUGGCCACCAACCACCUGUGCCCCGUGGCCACCGAACUCUACAGGGUGCUGGUACAGCAGCAGCGCUCCGAGGGAGCAGGGGGCACAGAGGAGGCCCUGGCUGAGCGGUGGGCACAGCGCUGGCUGCCCCUGCUGUGCCAGGCGCUCCGCUCGCCCCUGCCCAUCCUGCAGAGCAACGCUGCCAACCACCUCCUUGCCUGGACGCUGCGGCAGCUCCCGGCCACCCACGCACUGCUGGCUGCCCAAUUUGAUGGCCAGGAUGCAGCCGCGCUCCGGGCCUGGGUGUCGCUGCUGCGGGCACAGAAAAGCAUCGUGGGGACCCUGCCCCUGCAGGGCGAGGCGCUGGCACGGCUCCGCACCUGCCUGCGGGCCCGCGAGGAGGGCGUGCGGCUGGCGGCGCUGGGCCUCCUGUGCUGCAGCCCCAGCAGCGGGCAGGCCCUGUCGGGCACCGAGGAGCAGCUGCUGCGGGAGUUCCUGCCCCUCAACCUCACCGGCGACACCUCUGCCUUCCGGCAGCUGCUGCAGGCAGCCGUGAGGAAGGCGCUGGUGCGGCUGCGGGACAGCGCGCUGGCCCGGCUGCGAGGGAAGGUGACCGUGGAGCCGGGAGAGGAAGCGGGGCAGCCAGACCAGGCUGUAGGCUUUGUGGAGUGGCUGCUGCAGCUCAGCGUCUCCUCACUAACCCCCGGGGCCAACUACCAGAGGAAGAAGACGGCUCUGCUCCUCCUGGCUGCCAUUCUGGAGACCUGCACGGACACCUGGAGCCCCGAGAGGAAGAAGGGCCAGCCCCCACGGACCAUGGCUGCGCUGCUGAGCCACGCCAGGCAGAACGGCUGCUGGGACUUCUUCUCUCGGCCCAACUUGUUGGCGCUGCUGAGCUGCCUGCAGGACAGCACCAACGAGAUCAGAGACCUGGCCUCAGAGCUGCUCGUCCGCUACUUCCCCGCAGCGUUCCCCUCCUCUCUCACCCCAGCGCUGCUCCAGCUGGCCCAGGACGCCCUCAGCAGCCCCCGUGUGCAGGAAGCUGAAGCUGGAGCCGUGCUGAUGAAGACGAUCCUACAGAAGUCAGAUGGCAGCACCAUGAAGAUCCUGGCCCUGGAGACCGAAGCAGCCCAGACACCACCAAACCAUGGCCUGUGCUUCGCCCAGCACCUCCUGCGGAUGCUGCAGGCCCAGCACGCCGCGGCUCGGCAGGACCUGCUGCGGGCAGCAGCCGUGGCACCAAUGCACGGUGUGAUCGCAGCCCUGCGGAGGUGCCUGCUGCAGGUGCCAGAGGUGGCUGCCUCCAUGCGGGCGGCAGAGUCGGCGCAGAGCUGGCAGGAGUUCCUCACCGGCCUCGUGACUACCGCGAGGGACAUCACCUCCCUCCUGCUGGGUGCUCUGCAGAGCCCCGGUGCUGACGAGCAAGCAGCCGCCCCAUCGUUUGCAGACAUGGGGAACGCGAUCGGCUCCCUCAUCACGCUGGGGAAGGGGCAGCAGGAGGAGGAGGAGGACUCAGUCCUGCUGUCAGAGGAACACAGCCUGAUCCUGACCUGCUGCUGGGUGUCGGUGAAGGAAAUUGGGCUGCUGCUGGGAGGCCUGGCCGAGCUGCUGCUGCUGCCGGUGCUGCCCAGCGGAGUGGGGCCCCUCCUGACGCUUGCCAGCUUACAGACGGCCGCGAGGGUGUUCCAGGAGAUCCUGCUGAGGUGCCGGCACUGGGGAGCAGUGGAGGGCUGCAGCAUGGGCUUCACCAAGUUUUGUGCUGCUCUGCUGAACCACCCCGACACGGAGCUGCGGGCGAUCCCACAGACCAUGCUGGACCAGGGGUUAGAAGCACUGAGCGGACCCCGGAGCAGCUCGAUAACGCGCCGUGCUGCCGGCUUCCCCAUGCUCUUCCUCUGCAUCGUCAGUGGGGAAAACCCAGCCCAGGCCCGGCCGCUCCUGACCCGCUGCAUCCAGACCCUGCUGGCCUUGGCCUCCACGGCCCUGCCCCAGGACUGGGACCAGACCCUCGACCUCCCACAGGUGUGUGCCCUGCACGUGCUGCAGACGCUGGUUCGUGGAGCAGGGCUGGGCAGUGCACUGCUGCGGCACGCCACGCCGAUGGUGGCCCUGGCGCUGCAGGGCCUGGGGUCGCCUUGCUGGGCCAUGAGGAACGCGGCCAUCCAGCUCUUCAGCGCUCUCACCAGCCGGCUGCUGGGCCAGAAGCGGAGCCGUGCCGAGGGCUGCCCCGCGGAGGGGCUGAGCCUGCCCGCCUUCCUCGGGCAGCACCCGCAGCUGGGUGCCGUGCUGCUGGCCGAGCUGGGGGCGGCCACAACGGGGGGGCCCUGCCUGCGCCCCGCGCUCCACGCUGUCCUCACGCUGCUGGCCCAGCUGCAGCCUGGCCCCGAUGGCCCUGACAGCCCCUCUGCUCGCUUCCUGGAGCCUCUGCUGGGGCUGGCGGCGAGCCCCAUCUACGCUGUGCGAGCCAUGGCCGCCAAGGCACUGGUGCCCGUUGUCCCACCGCCCCAGCGCCCGGCGCUCCUCCUGCGGCUGGCCCAGCAGCUCCCCGUGCCCGGAGGGGUCUGCUCGCACAACGCCCUGCACGGGCACCUGCUGCAGAUGCGGGCUCUGCUGGCCCCCACCACAGGAUCCGAUGGGCUGCCCGCCGAGGCGCUGCGCCCCGUGGCUCUGCAGCUGGAGGCCCGGGGCUGGCUGCUCACCCCCGCCCAGCGCUGCCCGCUCGUCCGCGCUGCCUUCCUGCAGGUCCUCGCCCUCCUGCCCGCCUCCCUCAGCCCUGGCUUCAUGCAGAGCAUCCGAGAAGCCAUCAGCGCCGAGCUGGGCAGCCUCACGCUGGGGAAGGAGCCGCGGUGUGCCGAGCUGCAGGUGGGCUCAGCUGUCCUUCACCAAACCAUGGCCCGCUUCACGUGCAGCGAGGCCGCACGGCUGGCCGACAGCGAGAGGAUCGGCGCUGUUUGCUCGCUUCUCCGGCAGCCGAAUCCCGACGUCCAGCUUGCCGUCCUCAGCUGGGUGGUCGAAGGGGAGGGAGAAAAGUGCAAGGGGCUGGAGAAGGCUCUCCGGCUGACGCUGCUGGAGAACUUACAGUCUGUGCUGCGAGACAGAAGGAACAAAGAGUUCCUGAAAUUGUACCUUGAGGCUUUGAUGCAUCUUUGCAGAAACCCCUCAUCUUGGUCCCAGGAAGCUUCCCCUAAGCUCCAGGGCUCCUCCUCAGCAUGCGUGGAAAUGCUGCUCCUCAUGAUGGAGACGGAGCAUCCUGGCCCAGACCUCCUCUUCCAGGCUCUGUGUGCCGCCAGCCUGCUGCUCGCCCUCGGGUUUGGGGAUGAGGACAGCCCGCUGGUGUGGCGGUGGGUCGCGGCGCUGGAGGCGUGCAGCCGGUCGGUGUCAGCCGAGGUGCUGCGGCUGGCGGCCGCGCGCUCCCUGCAGACGGCGGGCAUGGAAGUGCUGCGGCGGUCCCUGGGGGCUGCCCACCCCUGGCUCGUCCCUGUGGCGCUGCGGGUGAUAAGUGUGGGCAUUCACCUCCUGCAAGAUGAGGAGCAAGAAGUCCAGCACGAGGCCUCGGGUUUCGCCAGCCUCGUGCAGCACAGCACAGGGGAGCCGGGCGGAGACGGCUGCGUGCAGGGCAACGUGGGGCUGCUGGGCCUCCUGCAGCUCCUCCCGCGGGAGUUCGGGCAUCACCCAGAGACCUUCGGCUCUCUGCUGCAGCACCUGCCUGUCCUCAACCUCAGGGGCAUCGUGGAGGAGCUGGAGAACAACAAAGCCCCCAGCCUGUACAAGGAGGACGAACCCAACGUUUUUGCGGAGCCGGCCGUCCUGGCGCAGCAGCUGCUCCCCUUCCUGCUGCAGCUCCUGGAGAAGGUGCCUGAUGCCAGCCCACUCCACGCCUCAGCUCUGCGCUGGCUGGAGGCUGCGGGCCCUGGAGUCCUGCAGGACCUGCGGUACUGCAAGCACCUCUGGAGCCAAGAGGCCGUCUCACGCUGGUGGAUGAAGGCUCUGGGCUGUGCCAAGCUGCGGGCGGCCCUGGACGUGCUGCUGGUGAGGGCCAGGCUGGCGGCCCACGCGCUGCGAGUGCUGGGCGAGAGCCACGGGGCCGGGCUGGGGCUGGGCUGCAGUGCCCAGGAGCUGGAGCAGGAGCUGGCGCUGGUGCAGGGGCUGCUGGCACAGCACGGGCUGGCCCCCGCACCCAGCCAGGGCGAUGCGCCGAGGGAGCCGGGAUCGCCGCCUGGGAACGACUGAUGGCUCCGGGCAUGGAGCAGCGUCACACUAAGCCUCUGGCUCUCGCUGCUGAGUCCCCACGUUUUUUGGGUGCUCUCCACAGCCAGGCAGCAGGUUCAGUGGUGGAACUCAGGGAGCCCCACUCGCCGUGCGGGACGUGCUCGCUUUGGAUGCAGCAGCACGUGCUGGUGGCAGGAGCAGGGCAGGUGUUGGCUCUUCGGUUCACACGGGCCGGUAGCUCUGCAUCCCGGUGGCACAGCAUCACCGCACCGUGCCUGCUCCCUGCAGCAUUCCCUGCCCUCGGGCCGGGCCGGGAGGACAGGACACACACAACCUGGUCCCAUCCUGGACAUCCACCGCCUAUUUUCAGCCAGGCUUUUAGCUCUUUUUUUUGGUGAUUUUUAUCCCAAAUAAAGAAGCCCA